CUCCCUCCACUUCUCUGAUAUGGCCGCACCGACCUCCCCAGCGAUUCCCACCGCGCGCCCGACGGCGCCCCUCCCGACCAUGGAGGACAUCAUGGCGUCGUCGCGCGCGCAGAGCAUGCGCGUGUGCCUUCGCACGGCCGGGCCCUUCUUCCGCGUCACGGCCACCCGCGGUGAGGGUGGGGAGGCCGUGGAGCUUGGCCGCGCCCAGGGCGGCAUCCGCCCGUGGCCUGGCGGCGCCGUGCUGCACCUCGACUCCAUGCGCAUGACGCGCGCCACGCUGAGCGUCCCGGACCGCCCACUGUUCGGCCUGGGGAUGUUCCUCGGUGCCGUCGCCGUGCGGCACGGCUUCGACGCCGGGUGCAAGCGCGCCGAGCUGCUCGCCAUCAACGACACGCCGCUGUACCACGACAAGCUCGUUAGAUUUUACAUGAGGAUGGGUUUCAAAGCAGUUCAUGAGGUUGAUGGAUCAUCAAUCAGUGAUCUUGGUCACAUGUUGGUGUGGGGAGGUAGGGGUACUAGAAUGGAUGCUGAUAUUGAAGAGCUUCUUAUUAAGUGGGGAAACAGAUUCAGACUACAAGACUAAAAGGUGGAUGGUAAUACUGAUAUGUUUUGUCGAGACAUGCAGUUUUUGCAGCAUGCCGCAUACAAAUCUUGUUUGGAUGCAAUAAGGUACAAGCCUUGCUUCAACCUUUCUUAACAUACAAUUACUGUACAUCAAGAUCUUGCUAUGUUUCAGUUCUUCAGUAUAUCCAAUUGAAUUUGUUAUGAAGUUAUGUGAACACAUAAGGUUAUUUCCUUAUAUUCUAAAAUAGUGGUUAGCUAUUGCUUGAUUGGGAAGUGUGAUUACAUUUUCCAACAAGGGCUGGCCAUUUUAUCUUGAUUGAAAUGGUGGAGUGAAUAAAUUUCCUCAGGGAAUUUUAGGAUUCUGAAGGAGGUCGGCCCAAAAUUUUCCCAUUUAAAUAGAGCUACGAGGUUAUGAGAAGGGUGUAUUAAAUUUUUAAUUACCCUUCAUCUCUUAUACAACUAAUGAGUUGACAUGUCAUAUUUAAAGUCAAUUCAUGCACAAGGGAAAUAGUGUAGUAGUUCCUGGUUAAACAUCCUAUGACAUUUAUGGACUAACAAUUGUUAGGUGUGUAAUGGCAUGACCUAGUGAAUUUUUUGAUAAUAGAACAAAAUUUUAGCCUCUACCAUCAGGGAUGGUAGACAGGUGAGCGUCAACGACAAAGCCAAGCCAUAAGGCUCAAUUCUUACAACCUAACAGGGAAUAGAAAAGCAAAAAGCAACAUAGGUUACAUAGAUCGGAGUGCUGUAUGUGUUCCAUUUAGUUUCUGUUGUCUCCUCUGUUUUUUGACUGCAUUCAUGAGUACUCAUAUGCAAUCCUUUGAUGGUGACAUGAAACUGACCCAAUUGUCAUAUUGUCCGAUGGAAAUCGCAGCUUAUCUAGGAUGGAUCUAUUUUUACCCCUGGUGCUUUGACAAUGUGAUCGCUGCUAGGAGCAUAUAUGGAUUUGUACUUGUAUCUUAGACAAAAUGACACUCUGGUCCUUUUUUCAUUUGAAGCAAUAAAUCUUUGUGCUGGUGGUGUCAGCUGCCAACAAUGAUUCUUGUCAUGAAACUCUGCGAUAAUAGCCACUUGGAAGAGCAGUCUAUACUUAAGUUUUUUUUUGAUAUUGGGGAUACUCUCCGGCCUCUGCAGCAAGCACUGACACGAUGAUUGUUUAUUUUCUUAUGUUGGACUUUGACCUCUGAACUUCAUUAUCAUGCUACUGUAAGUGUAAGGUAACAAUUUAGUAUUUUUGUUAUGAGCAAAAAGUUUUGUUGUCCGUC
Zea mays is the source of this 1826-nucleotide messenger RNA. Its product is annotated as Os10g0351100-like protein. The transcript is spliced from 2 exons. NCBI's taxonomy places the organism in Eukaryota, Viridiplantae, Streptophyta, Magnoliopsida, Poales, Poaceae. The record is from RefSeq and is marked provisional. Bases 20 to 583 code for a protein of 187 amino acids.